UUUCAUAACCAAGACCUACUCUUAAUAUACUGCUUUUAAAAGCUUUACAAUAAUAUUUAAUGACCAUGAUCAUGCAUUGUGUCUUCAUUCCUUGUAUGCUAUGACGUGUAAUGUACUCAUUAUAAAGUUCUGUUUUGUUUUUCACUGAGCCAUGCAACAUGUACUGAAACUGGCAGAACAAGUUAAAGAAGACUAUUGCAUUCAUUUCAGACAGCAUUUUAUUCUCGUCAGAAGGAAAUAAACUGGCCAUGGGGCAGGAAUUCAUCCAGUCCGGUGAACUGGUGGUCUGUGUGCCUGGAGUUUGCAUGUUCUCUCCGUGCUUGAUAUUUCCUAACGUGACACUUCUUAUCGAUCACGAAGCAUGUAAGGAGCCAUGGCGAGUUUCUAAAAAGUCUGACCCAACACGCAUCAGUGGAACCUUUAAAUGUAUUGAGGAUACCUUUUUGGAACUUUCACGCAAGCAGAGUGGUCAUAGUGGUCCGUACGGGGCACCUAAAGAGAGGAGCAGCGAAUACGAGCACACAUCACCCACGAUGAAGUCGGCUUCCAGUGCGACAGUUGAACCGGUUGAGGUCGACGAUGUCAUCAUGAGUUACAUAAAACAAAAAUGCUCUGCAGAGCUCAAUAAAAUCACUCCUUCUAAGAUAAGCAUGCAAGUUAAUAAAACUCAGGUGACCUUUCACCCACAGGACACAGUCCUGGCUCAACUGGCAAGAGAGAGCUUUGUAACUUUCUAUCAGAAAAUCGCUACGACACUGCAGAGUAGAUCAUAUGAUUUAGACGCAAGGCACCAUCAGCCAUUGUUUGCAAAGUUUCCAGAGCUCCUAAUCAGCAGUGGACCAAGGCAAACCGAUGAAGUAACGCUCACUGGGAGAUUCAUUAGCCUUGAAAAGUUCGAGCAGUUUUUGAAAAUUCCUUCUCCAAGACAAACCAACAACCCCGUGAACAUGAGCGCUGCUGCCUCCAGCCAGGCGGUACAGAAUACAAGCGCUGACAAAGAGGAAACCUGUUCCAUUUGUUUGGAGCCAAUGGUGAAAUCAGAAAUAAAAAUGCUGGAGAAAUGUAAGCAUUCCUUCUGUAAAGACUGUUUAAAGCAAGCUUUUAAAGUUAAACCCGUCUGUCCUACAUGCGGCCUUAUAUAUGGUGCGCUAAAUGGAACCCAACCCAAAGGAGGCAAAAUGAAAGUCACGCAUGAAAGGGAUUCUUUACCUGGUUAUGAAAAAUAUGGAACAAUCGUCAUUCACUAUAUCAUUCCAAAUGGGGUUCAGAAGGAUGAACACCCAAAUCCAGGCCAGCCUUACCAAGGUGCUGUACGUUUGGCCUACUUGCCAGACUGCACAGAAGGAAGAAAAGUCCUUAAGCUCCUUCAACAAGCAUUUGAUCAAAGGUUAACCUUCACAGUCGGACGGUCAUCAACCACUGGCAGAAGUAACGUUGUCACCUGGAAUGACAUUCACCACAAGACAUCCCGCACUGGUGGACCUACUGCUUACGGGUACCCAGACUCUGAAUAUUUGAAACGAGUCCAAGAGGAGCUGAAAGAUAAAGGAAUUUACUGACAUUUAAUACAGACUAAGCUUUGGCAGCCAUGUAAAACUAGCACAGGACAAACACUACCAAAACUUGUGAAAACUUGUGUGAAAAUGAUUCCUCAUGCACUUUCACAAACUGAAUCCUGGAAUAUAGUAUGCCUGUGCAAUCAGAAAAAAUUAAAAACUUUAUAGGUGUGAUAACCUGUUCAUUCAGGUCAUCAGCUGACUUAAUUUUUUUACCACAUUAGCUGAAGUAACCGUCAUCGACAUCAAAAGAGUUAAAAAUAGUAGAAAUAGUUAAAAAAUUUUAAAGCUAAGAAAUAUUGUUGCAAGGGCCCAAGCACCCUGCGCCAUCACCACCCAGGCACACCACACAACCUGUUUAUCUUUUGAGCGUGUUAAGACCUACAAAAAGCCAUCGCCGUCCGGGUGCACUUUGACAUAAUAGGGCUGAUGUCAGCUUGGGCCCUAAAUAUUUACAUUUGUGCUGUGUAUGUAUGUAGAAUAGGCCGCAGAUACUGGAAAAAAAGCAUCACGCUAUGAUGUCACUGAACUUAAUGUUAAAAGUUUUGUCUUAGCAUUUUAAAAGUCACUUACAGUGCAAAAGAUUUUAUACCCCUUUAAACUUUUCCACAUUUUGUUACGUUACAACCACAAACAUAAAUGUGUUUUAUUGGCCUUUUUAUGUGAUAGACCAACACAAAGUGACACAUAAUUAAAGGGGGAAGGCUUAAAAGUGUGGUGUACAUUUCUAUUUACCCCCCUUCACUUUAAUAUUUGACUCUUCUGAAAUUGUGGCUUUUUUUGACCAGGCAGUGUAAAGUGGUACCUCGGCAUACAAAUUUAACGCUCCGGAGGCGAGUUCUUAAAUUUCAUUUUGCAAAACACAUUUUUUCAUAGGAAAUAAAGUAAAUGCAGCCACCUAAAAAUAUUACAAAUUAUCCUCACUACAAGUGUAAGUGUAGUAAAUAAGAAGCUAGUGCGCUAGGGUGUACUGUAUCAGCCUUUGAUCAUCGGUUAGAGAGGGAUUUGGGAUUCAGCUUUUUAUUAGAAGCUAGCUAGCUUUGUAGCUCACAUUAGCAAUGAAUGAAACAUGGACGGUUCAGAGCCGUUCAGGCUGAUGUACCACUUAUUGAGGUACUGUAUUAUUUCAAAUAAAAUGUUAAUGACUGAAGUGUUAUGAUCCUUUUUUUUUCUUUAUAUCUGUUGAAUAAUUGUUCCAUAUGUUAAAUUGAUCGGAAUGUACAUUCACAGACUUGAUUACUGUCUCUGACAAUGAAUAUUAAAUGAUUACGUGAUAACUAGAGAGGAGGUCUUUUGUAAAAAAAUAUUUUAUACAAGCAAGUUUUCAGGUGUAGGAGAGAAUCCAAAAUGACAGAUGGAACACAUGUCGGCCACAUCCACAAACUACUGUAUUCAUUCUUGUCGAAUAUGAACAAAACCUGGAAAUGUACUUUCUGUUGGUUUCAUUAAAGAGGAGAUGAGCGUCA
This is a messenger RNA of Clarias gariepinus (North African catfish), 3022 nucleotides long. RefSeq lists its product as uncharacterized. The record is from RefSeq and is a predicted model, not a curated record. Bases 249 to 1559 code for a protein of 436 amino acids. Gene Ontology annotation, biological process: protein ubiquitination; Notch signaling pathway. The transcript is spliced from 4 exons. NCBI's taxonomy places the organism in Eukaryota, Metazoa, Chordata, Actinopteri, Siluriformes, Clariidae.